Messenger RNA from Fragaria vesca subsp. vesca, 1118 nucleotides. Its product is annotated as enhancer of rudimentary homolog. The coding region runs from base 153 to 461 and encodes 102 amino acids. The record is from RefSeq and is a predicted model, not a curated record. The transcript is spliced from 4 exons. Lineage: Eukaryota; Viridiplantae; Streptophyta; Magnoliopsida; Rosales; Rosaceae.
ACUUGCUUUCUAGUCAUAUCGCCCUCAACAUCCAAGUCUUUGUUCAGAGUCCAAACUUCAACUCUCUCUCUCUCCGGCGGUCGGGGUCGCGUCGCGUCGCUGCUACCAAACUCCCUCUUUCUCUCUCUCUCAGCAGCUCUCAGCUCUCUCACAUGGCUAACAAGCACACCAUCAUUCUCAUGCAAACUUCUCAGAACAAGUCUACCCGAACUUUUAUGGAUUACGGUUCCAUUAGUCAAGCAAUGGAUGGUAUAUGUGGACUUUAUGAAAGGAAACUCAAGGAGUUAAAUCCAGCAAUUAGAAAUAUCUCUUAUGACAUCGCAGAUCUCUACAAUUUUAUUGAUGGCCUUGCUGACAUGAGUGCUUUAGUUUAUGACCACUCAAUUCAGGCUUAUUUGCCAUAUGACCGACAAUGGAUUAAGCAGCGGACACUCCGACAUCUACAGAAGCUGGCACAUUGAAAGCUAAGUCGGGUAAUGAUUGCUAGAAGAGUAUUUUAUAAAAGGAAUAGCUAUUCAAGUGUGUAAUUUGAGACAUCUGGGUUUUGCAGCUGGUCUGUGUUUAGUGUUUGUACUGUUUCCCUUUGUGGCUUGGUGCACAUAUCUUUAAAUUAGUCGUCACUUAAAAGCAGCUUUUGUUGCUGCCUAGUUUCUGUACUCUUUGUUUCAAUAUUCAAUUGCUUGUGUUCUCUAAUUUUGUACGUCAUUGUGUUUUAACAUGGGAAAUAGAUUAUUCCUGUUACAAUCAUAGUAUUGUUCCACACUUCCACCCUUAAGCCUGAUUGUGUCAAGCCUCUGGUUCCAACAACUUUUCUGUUUAUGAGCAACAACGUUGCUCACAUACUUGAUCCCUCCUCACACAAGUUAGGUUGCGAUAAUCGAGCCUGGUCAUAGCUAAAAGAAAAUACCAGCUUCUCUCCACUUUGUGCUCACAAAGAGGAGUUUGAAGCUUGUGAGGAGUUUGAAGCUUGUAAGGCCGAAUGCUUUAAUUCUCAAACUCUCAAAGACACACGACAACAUUUGGACAGAAAACAAGAACACGAUACGGGGCAAAUUAUAACACCAAUUUAAAUCCUUUUGGCCUACUAACAACAAUUAAUUGAAACACUCAAACUUUAG